AUGAUUCGUGCACCCGGCGUUAACCCAAAGACGAUUGGGCACGUCAAAGGCGUGCACGUCGGAAAGACGUUUGAGAGUAGGCAAGAGUGUAGUGCAUAUGGGGUGCACGCUCCAUGGCAAGCUGGCAUCCACGGGACGGCCGAAGAUGGGGCCUAUUCCGUGGUCUUAUCUGGAGGGUACCCCGACGACGUCGAUCACGGGGACUUCAUAACAUAUGGCUCAGGAGACAAGAAGGGAUGGGAAGGCGAACAAACGAGUGACCAACAAUGGACUAUGGGCAACAUGGCGUUGAAGCGUUCGUUUGAAUUGAAGCGACCAGUCCGAGUCAUUCGAGGAGCCGGUUUGGGUUCGCGCUACGCUCCCGCCGAGGGCUACCGCUACGAUGGCCUGUACAUGGUCGUAAAGGCUGAGAGAUCGGUGGGAAAGCAGGGCUUCAUGAUGUGCAAGUUUGAGUUCUCGCGACUACCUCAUCAACCACCUCUGCCCACACCCGGUCUUACCUUGGUCGACACCAAGAAGCGAAAGCGAACUCGUAGAGAGGGUGACGACGACUCUUCAAGUUCAGAGGAAGAGUGGUUCGCAGAGCCCGUAGCCUCUUCAUCUAGCGUGCAGGUCGAGGACAUACGACCACCGAGACAGAAGUCACGAGCGGGGCCGCAGUCUGCGCUGAUGAAGAAAGUCCAGAGCAAGGCCGUCACCCACAUGCGGCGGUUCAAACUGGAGAAUCCGGUGGCGAAGCGACCAGUUACGAAAGCGUUCAAGGUCAAAGCAGAGUCAGAUGCACGGUGUCCUCUUGUGCCGUUGGUCGAUCCUAAUUUGAAGGAGGAGGACAACGAUGAUUGA
Pleurotus ostreatus (oyster mushroom) is the source of this 843-nucleotide messenger RNA. RefSeq lists its product as uncharacterized. Bases 1 to 843 code for a protein of 280 amino acids. The record is from RefSeq and is a predicted model, not a curated record. Gene Ontology annotation, molecular function: ubiquitin protein ligase activity. Gene Ontology annotation, biological process: negative regulation of gene expression via chromosomal CpG island methylation; protein ubiquitination. The transcript has 9 exons. Lineage: Eukaryota; Fungi; Basidiomycota; Agaricomycetes; Agaricales; Pleurotaceae.